Molecule: messenger RNA, 1440 nt
Organism: Tachysurus vachellii
Lineage: Eukaryota; Metazoa; Chordata; Actinopteri; Siluriformes; Bagridae
Gene: rxfp3.2b
Product: relaxin family peptide receptor 3.2b
Exons: 1
Coding region: 103-1272 (389 amino acids)
Biological process (GO): immune response; G protein-coupled receptor signaling pathway
Cellular component (GO): membrane
Molecular function (GO): G protein-coupled receptor activity
Source: RefSeq, a predicted model, not a curated record
UCUGGCGAACAAAGAUAAUUGCGCUCCAGAUAAACUUCACAUAGCUUAAUUGCCGAUUGAGUACGCUGUUUGUCCCUUCUCGGUGUCGACAUUGUGAGUGCCAUGGAAAGAAACGACACGGCACCGAGCGGCGCGUGUGAGAGCGGGCUGGAAUGUCGAGGAGAACUGGAUAACUGCACUGGAGCUUUGGACGCUAAUCUUUCCGUGCACUGUUGGCUGCAUCUGCUGACGAGAGAGUAUGAUUCGCCGUUACAGGGAGACCCCUCGAGCCUGGCGUUGCGCGUUAUGAUUGCGCUCGUGUACUUGGUGGUGUGCGCGCUGGGGCUGGUGGGCAAUGCGCUCGCGCUCUACCUGCUCCACUCGCGCCACCGGCAGAAACAAAGCUCCAUUGACUUCUUCGUUAUGGGCCUGGCUUUUACUGAUUUGCAGUUUGUGCUUACACUGCCCUUCUGGGCUGUGGACACAGCGCUGGACUUUCGCUGGCCAUUUGGUCGCAUCAUGUGCAAAAUUGUGAGUUCUGUGACCACCAUGAAUAUGUACGCCAGUGUUUUCUUCCUCACCAGCAUGAGUGUGGCUCGGUACUACUCCAUCACGUCGUCGCUGAAGAUGCAUGGACACCGGUUAGCUGCGAUCAGGGCCAAGUGGGUCAGUUUAGGCAUCUGGGCUGUAUCACUCCUAGCCACGCUGCCACAUGCUGUCUAUUCCACCAUUGCCCAGGUGGCACCAGAUGAAGAGCUGUGCCUUGUCCGCUUCCCAGAGUCAGGCAGCUGGAAUCCUCAGCAUGUUUUGGGCCUGUACCAGCUGCAGAAGGUGCUGUUAGGAUUUGUCAUCCCACUGGUGGUAAUCUCUCUGUGCUACUUGAUGCUCCUGCGCUUUGUGAUGAGCCGCAGAAUCCUUGGCAGCGUAAGCUCUGAGACUGAACAGGGUCGCAACAAACGACGGUCCAAAGUCACAAAGUCAGUUGUGAUUGUGGUGCUCUCAUUCUUUCUUUGCUGGCUGCCCAAUCAGGCGCUCACACUCUGGGCCGUACUCAUUAAGUUUGAUAUGGUACCCUUCAGCAAUGCCUUCUACAAUGCCCAGGCCUACGCCUUCCCACUGUCUGUGUGUCUGGCGCACACCAACAGCUGCCUCAAUCCAGUGCUCUACUGCCUUAUCCGGCGAGAGUUCCGUGCUGGCCUCAAGGAGCUAGUGAUAAGAGCUACACCAUCUUACCGCAGCUUGGCACUGAGGCUCCCCCGCAAGGCCAAAGUUGCAGAGGCACCCACUGUUUAGUGGUAUUGCAGAUUGUUGUCUGACAAUAAGACCUGUGUGAAAUUGCAAUACACAAUUCACAGACAUACAUGCCUUUUGAAGCUGUUCCUUAAAUCUUGGUUUUUGUGUGAUAGACAGGAUCAGACAUGAGAAAAAAAAAAUGAGCAUGCCCCAGAUUUAUUUGCUCUU